This is a messenger RNA of Poecile atricapillus (Black-capped chickadee), 981 nucleotides long. RefSeq names its product titin-like. Lineage: Eukaryota; Metazoa; Chordata; Aves; Passeriformes; Paridae. Bases 1 to 981 code for a protein of 326 amino acids. The record is from RefSeq and is a predicted model, not a curated record. The transcript is spliced from 3 exons.
AUGUCUCUGAACCAGAUGCAAAUCAAGCAGGAGCUGACGCUCCCCCCCGGGCUGGGUAAAACCACCCCAAAAACCAUCCCGGAGCCCCAAAAUCCCCAAAUCCCGGUGCCCGCCCCUUGCCCGGAGCCGGUGGCGAAAUUCCAGGAAAAAGCGAUUCCAGUGGAACCGGGAAAAGGGGAAAAUCCGGGGGCUGCGGUGCCGCAGUGCCCGCCCCAGGAGCAGCAGAGAGCAGAAUUCCCUCCGAAAUUCCCGCUGGAAGAGAAAUCCCGCCCGGAACCGCCGCUGGAGAGGCAGGAGGAAAAGGAGAUCCCGGUUCCCUGCGCCCAGGAGAAGCAGCAGCGCCAGGAAAUCCCGGUGUCCAUCCCAGAAAAUCAGGAAUGCAAGGAAAUCCCGGUGUCCAUCCCAGAAAAGCAGGAGCGCAAGGAAAUCCCGGUGUCCAUCCCAGAAAAUCAGGAAUGCAAGGAAAUCCCGGUGUCCAUCCCAGAAAAGCAGGAAUGCAAGGAAAUCCCGGUGUCCAUCCCAGAAAAGCAGGAAUGCAAGGAAAUCCCGGUGUCCAUCCCAGAAAAGCAGGAGCGCAAGGAAAUCCCGGAGCGCAAGGAAAUCCCGGUGUCCAUCCCAGAAAAACAGGAAUUCCAGGAAAUCCCGGUGUCCAUCCCAGAAAAGCAGGAAUUCCAGGACACCCCAGUCCCCGUCCCAGUUUCCUGCCCUGAACCCAUCCCGCCUUCCCAGGAAAAGCAGGAAUGCCAGGAAAUCCCCGUGUCCAUCCCAGAAAAGCAGGAAUGCCAGGAAAUCCCCGUGUCCAUCCCAGAAAAGCAGGAAUGCCAGGAAAUCCCCAUCCCUGUCCCCAUCCCACUCCCAGACCCCGUCCCGUGCUCCCAGGAAAAGCAGGAAUUCCAGGAGAUCCCGGAGCAGCGCUCCCUUCCCGAGAAAUUCCCUCCCCUGGAGCAGCAGCUGGAACAGCCCGGCCUCUGGCAGAAGUAG